Blastomyces dermatitidis ER-3 is the source of this 486-nucleotide messenger RNA. RefSeq lists its product as uncharacterized. The transcript has a single exon. Lineage: Eukaryota; Fungi; Ascomycota; Eurotiomycetes; Onygenales; Ajellomycetaceae. The record is from RefSeq and is a predicted model, not a curated record. The coding region runs from base 1 to 486 and encodes 161 amino acids.
AUGCAUCCAGAUGUUGUCGACCCGCACCCUUGCUCCGACCACUGGACCAUGCUAUCUGACGUCAGGCUCUUCUUCGGGCCCCCUAGGGGCCUUGGGACUGUCAAUGGUGAGGAUGACGAUGGGGAAGGGGAGGAGAUCGUGACGGCUGAAGGAAGUGGAGAUGGAGGAGGCCAGGACUGGCCAUGGAGUCUAUUUGAUGUCGGCGAUAAUGGGGGUUAUCCUGAUCCGCUGCGGAAGAAUCAUUUGGAUACUUUGCGUGAGAGAUAUUAUUGUCGGGCAGUGAAUGCGGUUGGAGGUGGGAAUGAUGGAGGUGAUGGUGGUGAUGAUGACAGGAGUGAGAAACGCGUUGGCGAUGGUGUUUCUCAUCAGCAGGAGAACAAGGUGGAGGCUGAUAGGGGGACAUCUUGUAAGCUUCCUGGGACAACAGAGGGUAAGAAGGGGGGAUGGACGAUUUUGGAUAUGUUCUUGGAUUGGAUGGGGAGUUGA